AUGUCUGCGAUACAACUCCUCAAUCCUAAGGCUGAAAGCCGUCGGCGCGGUGAAGCCCUUCGCGUCAAUAUUAAUGCGGGCGAAGGGUUACAAGAUGUUCUCAAAUCUAAUCUUGGCCCCUCCGGCACAAUUAAGAUGCUCGUGGACGGCUCGGGGCAGAUCAAACUUACAAAAGAUGGAGCGGUAUUAUUGAAAGAGAUGUCUAUCCAAAAUCCUACAGCCACACUAAUUGCCAGAGCCGCCACCGCUCAAGAUGACAUUACUGGAGACGGAACGACCUCAGUGGUGCUCAUGAUUGGAGAACUUCUCAAGCAGGCGGACCGAUACAUUCAGGAAGGGCUGCAUCCACGAGUGAUCACUGACGGGUUCGAAGUCGCAAAGACUGAAACCUUGAAGUUUCUCGACGAAUUCAAGAUCACCAGGAAGGUGAACAGAGAAUUGUUACUAUCCAUCGCACGAACAUCAUUAUCAACCAAGAUCAACACCGCCCUUGCGGAACAACUCACCCCAUCAAUAGUUGAUGCUGUCAUGACCAUCCACCGACCACCUAACAAGCCCGACCUCCACAUGAUUGAAAUAAUGAAACUCCAACACAAACUCGCUUCUGACACAACACUCAUCCGUGGAUUGGUCCUUGACCACGGCGCUCGACAUCCUGACAUGCCGAAACGUGUGGAGAAUGCCUUCAUCCUGACCCUGAACGUGUCGCUGGAGUACGAAAAAUCCGAAAUAAAUUCUGGGUUUUACUACAGCAGUGCCGCGCAGAGAGACAAACUGGUCGCCUCCGAACGACGGUUCGUCGACGAGAAACUCAAGAAGAUCGUCACUCUCAAAAAUGAGGUCUGUGGCUCCGAUCCGAAGAAGUCUUUCGUGGUCAUCAACCAGAAAGGCAUCGAUCCGCUUUCUCUCGACGUCCUGGUCAAAAAUGGCAUUCUGGCUCUCCGACGUGCGAAGCGCCGCAACAUGGAGCGCCUCCAACUUGUCUGCGGCGGACAGGCGCAGAACAGCGUCGACGACCUCGAUCCUUCUGUCCUAGGCUGGGCUGGUCUUGUGUACGAACAAACCCUCGGUGAAGAGAAAUACACAUUUGUCGAGGAAGUCAAGAAUCCAAAAUCUGUAACACUCCUCAUCAAAGGUCCCAACCAACACACCAUCACACAAAUCGCCGACGCAGUCCGAGACGGCCUACGCAGCGUAUACAACACCAUUGUCGACGGCUGCGUGGUUCCCGGAGCAGGAUCUUUCCAAAUCGCCGCCGCCGCCCACCUAUCAUCAGAGGCCGUGCGAAGAUCCGUCAAGGGCAAAGCGAAAUGGGGUGUCGCCGCCUUCGCAGACGCACUACUCAUCAUUCCUAAGACCCUAGCCGCAAACAGCGGACACGACAUCCAAGAUGCCCUCGCCGCGCUUCAGGAUGAAUACGCCGAAAGUAACAUCGUCGGUCUGGAUCUCGUAACAGGUGAACCGAUGGAUCCUGUCCAGGAAGGCGUGUUCGACAGUUUCCGUGUGCUGAGGAACAGUAUUGCCAGCAGUCAGGGGAUCGCGAGUAAUUUAUUGCUAUGCGAUGAGCUGUUGAAAGCUCGCCAGAUGGGCCGACAAGCCGCGCCGGGGGAGAUGGAUCAGGAAUAA
This is a messenger RNA of Rhinocladiella mackenziei CBS 650.93, 1626 nucleotides long. RefSeq names its product T-complex protein 1, zeta subunit. The coding region runs from base 1 to 1626 and encodes 541 amino acids. The transcript is spliced from 2 exons. NCBI's taxonomy places the organism in Eukaryota, Fungi, Ascomycota, Eurotiomycetes, Chaetothyriales, Herpotrichiellaceae. Gene Ontology annotation, cellular component: chaperonin-containing T-complex. The record is from RefSeq and is a predicted model, not a curated record. Gene Ontology annotation, biological process: protein folding. Gene Ontology annotation, molecular function: ATP binding; ATP-dependent protein folding chaperone; ATP hydrolysis activity.